AUGAAAGACAAGGAUCUGGAGAAGGAGAUCGCUGAGCUGCAGAAGCAGCGGGCGCUCGAGGAGGGCCGCCUGGCCUCCUUCGGCACCGCCUCGGGCGACUUCGACAACGACCUCUACGGCGGAACCUCAUCCCGAGGUGCCUACGCGACGUCGAUCAGCGUCGGCGGCGAUGACGAUGAAGACGACUACGGCCACAUGUCCGAAGCCGCCAGCUCCAUCCGAAAGUUGACGGGUCGCUACACCGCGCCCAAGAGCGUGUACAGGGACAUCCCCAAGAACGACGACGAAGAGGCCGACCCGUUCGCAGAGUAUAGGAAGAGCAGGAUCUCGGACCGGGAGGACGACUACAAGAAGCGCCGCCUGCAGCGCCAGCUCUCCACCACCGGCUCCUCCUACCGCGACCGCAUGAUCGAAACCGCACUCGAGCGCGAACACGAC
Messenger RNA from Acanthamoeba castellanii str. Neff, 438 nucleotides. RefSeq names its product U2 snRNP component prp10, putative. Lineage: Eukaryota; Discosea; Longamoebia; Acanthamoebidae. Gene Ontology annotation, cellular component: catalytic step 2 spliceosome; U2-type prespliceosome; U12-type spliceosomal complex. The transcript is spliced from 5 exons. The record is from RefSeq and is a predicted model, not a curated record. Gene Ontology annotation, molecular function: mRNA binding. The annotation marks the transcript as partial. Gene Ontology annotation, biological process: spliceosomal complex assembly.